Messenger RNA from Phytophthora infestans T30-4, 2043 nucleotides. Its product is annotated as histone deacetylase, putative. The record is from RefSeq and is a predicted model, not a curated record. The transcript has 7 exons. Lineage: Eukaryota; Oomycota; Peronosporomycetes; Peronosporales; Peronosporaceae. The coding region runs from base 1 to 2043 and encodes 680 amino acids.
AUGCAAGCAAGCGGCAACAAACCCAUCUGGUGCAGUCCUUCACGAGACGAUGACAACCAGAGCCAAGAGCAUGUCCACACGCUGCUGUCGCUGCAUACACCACCAAUGAUGCGUUCACCCCAGGAGAAGGAGGCAGCCAGGCACUUCGACAUGCACAACAGCGUCAUCUCACUACUCAGCUCAAGCCCAGAAAGUUCCUCGGGUAGUGACACUAGUAGCACCGGCACAGACCGUAGCAACGGUCCCCACUACCUGGCAAAUAUCGAGCACCCGAUCUCAGCUCACGACGCACAUCUGGUCGUCCAACCGCCUUAUUCAAACAUGGAAUACCUCGACAACCAGGAACGUUAUGUCCAAGAGGGGAAAAUAUCAAUCCCCCUUAACACCAUGACCCAGGAGAAAGUCCAUCGCAAGCGUCCGGCACCCUCUCCAGUGCAAAUUCGCUUCAAUCCGAAGCAACCCGCCUCCGACAGCUGCUUGUCUACCCUUACUGGAGGCAAGAGCUCGAUGCUGGCAAAACUCGCAAGUAAUUUGUUGCAGCAGCUUGAGAAUGAAGCCACAGGCACAUUACUCGUGUACCAACCCACGUGCUUAGAUCACCACAACGACUCACAUCAGGAGAGCCGUCAACGACUCUGCGUGUUGGGUGGUCCAGAAGGCGUGCUGCACAAAGACCGGUUCAAAGAUCUCAAGUGGGCCAACCUGAACGAGCUGCGACCUGCACGACUCAACGACAUCUUGCGUGUACACACGAUCGAGUACAUUCAACAUCUUGAACGUGCAUGUGGUAAUUUACCAGAACAGAGUAAGAAAUAUCUGGUCGGAACGCUCUUCGACAAGGAAAAAGGCGACAAGGAGCUCACAUACGACGCAUGGCUUCAGACGAAGCACGCGCUGAAGUGCUUUGGAGUAGGAGAUCAGCCAUCUGGAGGCAGCUUCGACAUGGAUUCACCAAUCUCCAAGAGCAGCUACAUGGCGGCUCGUAUGGCUGCAGGCGCAGUGUGUCAUGCGAUCGAUAAAGUCCUCAGUAACGAGACAAAAAAUGCGUUUGUCGUUGUGCGACCACCGGGUCACCACGCGGGUCCAAAUGGAUGCGUCGAAGGCGAAGGGUUCCACCUCCGUCCAGAAAUGUGCACGUGUGGCUUCUGUUUGAUCAACAACGUGUGCAUCGGCGCAUCGUACGCCAUGAGCAACUAUUACACCCCGUACUACACCCAUCCAGCGGUAUCAAACAUGGCCUCAGAGACGUUGGUGGCCACAAGAAAGCGUGUGAAUGUCCAGCGUGUUGCUAUUGUGGACUUUGAUAUUCAUCACGGUAACGGUACUGAAGAAGUUAUCCGGAAUUUGAUCCCGCACAAGCAGAACUACCCACUUCCACCGAGCUGGGCACCUGUGCAGUUCUCUUCGUACAAACCGUGGCGUGAUGAGAGAGACCCGGAGAACGUCUUCUUCUCAUCAAUUCAUUUGUACGACGACGACAAUUUCUAUCCGUGCUCGGGUGUGGGACCACAUGGCUGUUCUCCAGAGCUGGAAAAGAGCAAGAACGUCGUCAACCUCCCGCUUAAAGUGCUCGGCCCCAAGUACCUGGACGAGCGAUUGAAGUUGUCGUCAAAGGCAAAGCGAUCCCUAAUGGAGAUAUCAUCGAAAGCUUUCCGUGAUACUGUGACCAAGAAGCUUGUACCAGCGUUAACCAAGUUCCAACCGGAUCUCAUCAUGUUGUCCGCUGGUUUCGAUGGACACGCCGACGACUUCUACUACUUCCUGAGUGAGGACGACUACGGCUGGAUCACAGAGCAAAUCACUGCUGUUGCUGAAGAUUGCUGUGACGGGCGCAUUAUUUCGGUGCUCGAGGGCGGCUACAAUGUUGUGCCUUCCAAGUGCCAGCGUCCGCAACCUAAGGCGCGUAAGAGUGCUAUCUCCAACUUCCAUUAUGCCGCUAAGAUGCACAACCGCCCCGUGGACGAGGAGCUCAACGCGUAUGGCUCACUAGCUCGGUCAGUUGCCUCACACGUCGCAGCUUUAAUGCGCGCGUCACAGAUUUAG